Messenger RNA from Aspergillus puulaauensis, 951 nucleotides. Its product is annotated as flavin reductase family protein. Gene Ontology annotation, molecular function: FMN binding. Bases 1 to 951 code for a protein of 316 amino acids. NCBI's taxonomy places the organism in Eukaryota, Fungi, Ascomycota, Eurotiomycetes, Eurotiales, Aspergillaceae. The record is from RefSeq and is a predicted model, not a curated record. The transcript is spliced from 2 exons.
AUGAUGUCUUGCUCUGUUUUUGGUCCAAAAUUAUUACGUGCUUUUCCCAAAGCCUCCUCUCCUCGAAUUUUCUCUUUCCGAUCCUUUGAUCGUGCAUCGCAACUAGAAAGUCCAUUCUUGCCUCGGAUAUCUCGUCAGAAAUCUACCAUGAUCAAAACAUCGGCGUUCUUUAAUACCGGUGACGACUUUGACAAAGUCCAGGCCUCGCGACCGGACUUCCAGCGCGACGCAGAAGUCAAGUAUUCGAAGCCCCCAAAGCCGGACUGGAAAGAGGGCGAGGGCGCCAAUGACGGUGGCGAGAGUUUGAACAAGAAUCAUAUCGAAAUCGAUCCCUACGAGGAGGGACGACAUGCCUCAUCCAACUAUAAGCUUUUGAUCUCAGGGGUUGUCCCUAGACCAAUUGCUCUCAUCAGCACGAAAUCGAAAGAUGGCAAGACAGCAAAUCUGGCGCCAUUCAGUUACGCCCAAGUUAUCAACCACGAUCCUCCACUCUUUACGGUGGGGUUUGUUGGAUCACUCGAGACGGCCAAAGACAGCCUUAAGAACUUAGCAGAGUCGAAGGAAUGCGUGAUAAAUAUCAUUUCGGAGCACUUUGUUGAAGCCGCCAAUGCAACCGCAGUCAAUGCGCCAUAUGGAGUAUCAGAGUGGGAGGUAUCCGGUUUACAUCAGGCACCUAGUUCCGUUGUUCAGGCUGCGCGCGUCAAGGAAUCAAUGUUGUCAAUUGAGGGCAAGCUCGUUGAAACCAAGGAGUUCGAGAGCAGAACAACUCCAGGAAAGAAGACCGGUGUUCUUGCGAUUAUCGAGGGUGUCCGGUUUUGGGUGAGAGAAGACGCUUAUGACAAAGAGACGAACGUCGUAGAUCUAAAGGUUCUGAAACCGAUCAGUCGCCUAGGAGGUAUCGCAUACGGGCGAACAACCGACGCGGUUGAGCUUCCAAGACCACAGUUUUAG